AUGGCUCGGUUGAAUGACUAUGCGGCUCCUGCCGAGUCCAUUGAUGCCUUGAAGCGUCGAUUUGUGCGACAAAACCGUGAGAUUGCGCGGGUGAACUCUAUGCAAUCUCUUCGCAUUCGCAGCUUGGAGUCAGAAGUUUCACAUCUACUUUCUGAAAAUGUCUCGCUGCGAAAACAGGUCAUCAAUCUCACUCAAGAAACGGAAAGAUUGGAAGCAGGGAAAUUGCUCCACGAUGGGAUCUACGACAUCAAAUCCAAGUUGGAUGCCAAGCUAGCUGAGUUGAGCAGCUUGGCAACAGACCUGGGAUCAUUGCCCCGUCGCGUAAAUAAACUCUAUAAUGAACAGUCCGAUCGACCAAAGCAGGCACCAGAAUCACGACCAAGAACUGAGGACUUGUUUGGAGCGGACGAUGGAAGGCUCCCCGCCAUUGUGGAAGAUAAAUAUUAUCCCCGACGAACUCUCGAGGCCCAAGAGCUCGACAGUCUACUCCAUGAUGACCAAAGCAUUUUGGAUUCCCCUCCUCAAUUUAGCUUUCCGCCAGAGCACGUAGACGUCAGCGUCGACCAUUCCAGUCCAUCCCCUCCAGACGCAACGUACAGGACUGAACUGGACAACAACAUUUCCGAAGAACCCGACCCCGAACAAGUGCUUACCCCCAUUUUCGAGAACCGCAAGAAGAAAAUUAAGUCAACCUCGACUCUCGCGCCUCAAGUUGGUCCUGUGCCCUCUGAGCGGCAAACAAGCCCACCAAUUGACACGGCAAAACACGCACCAUUGGCCUCGACAAAACGCAAAUUCAUUCCCGAAGACGAUGACCGAUUUACGUCUAACCUUGAUGAGGAUGAAUUCCAAUUCCGCCGGCCCAAUCACAGCCCGAAGAAGCAAACAACCCCCUUCGAGAUUAUACGUCAAGAGCAGUCACCCAUUAAGAAUGUCCAAGUGACAAGAGGGUCUAAACCCCCUGCGCUUACCAAGCGCAAGGUACUCGAACCCAAGAAUUCAAACUCCAAUCUAGGAUCUCCCAAGAAGGCCCGCGUGUCUUCAAAACAGGACUCUAAGCUUUUGCAACAGCCUACCAAAGGCGACGAGAACGCAAUUUCACCGCAGAAAAACCAAAGUUCGGAGAAACUCGGUGGCAAAGCUGUUCAUCAAAAGCCGCGUGAGAGUAAACUCGCUCCUCCACAGAAAGAAAAGUGCGCCAGCCGCCCUGCUCCCGCCCAGCCAGCAGAACCAAUUCAAAGCCUGCCAGCAUUAUCGCCAUACCCCAAUGCAUCGAAGGCAGAGGAAGAUGCUGGGAGUCGGCCUUCCCGACGUCGUGGCGCCGUGGUCAGCUAUGCUGAGCCUAACCUGCGUGACAAGAUGCGUCGCCCCACCAAGGAGAUGAUCGACGCAGUUGCAUUUGGCUCCCGCAGAUCUUCCAGCUUCCAGCCUAGUCUGGAUAGAGAUGACAGUACCCAGCCUGGUAGCCUCCCCGCUGAUUUCGCUCUUGCAAAUCAUGCUUCUCAGGAACAAGUACUAGAGAUGGUGUCCCGUAGAAAGCGCAAGGUGUCAUCUGCCCCCAAAGAGGAAAGCGAGGCGGAGAAUCUCAGUACCGACCUCAAGAAAGGAAUCGAGGACAGCCUUGCAGAUAUAUCCGCCCAGGUGUCCCACGAUACAGUGGGCUCGAGGCGGCAAACUAGACGUCACUCGUCUAACCCGAAAAGCACUGCAAACAUGGCGCAGUACGAUCUCGAUCAAGGUGAACCGCAAUCCCCAAACGGAGACUCUCUUGAAGAUGAAGACCUAUUUGGACCGGGACCAGCAGAUACCAGACGUGGUCAGCGCAUUGCAGCACGGAGAAAAAGCAUGAUGGUGUAA
This is a messenger RNA of Penicillium soppii, 1857 nucleotides long. Its product is annotated as shugoshin family protein. The record is from RefSeq and is a predicted model, not a curated record. Gene Ontology annotation, cellular component: nucleus; chromosome, centromeric region. Bases 1 to 1857 code for a protein of 618 amino acids. The transcript is spliced from 4 exons. NCBI's taxonomy places the organism in Eukaryota, Fungi, Ascomycota, Eurotiomycetes, Eurotiales, Aspergillaceae. Gene Ontology annotation, biological process: meiotic chromosome segregation.